Molecule: messenger RNA, 1122 nt
Organism: Perca flavescens (yellow perch)
Lineage: Eukaryota; Metazoa; Chordata; Actinopteri; Perciformes; Percidae
Product: galactose-specific lectin nattectin
Exons: 8
Coding region: 139-618 (159 amino acids)
Source: RefSeq, a predicted model, not a curated record
ACUUGAAGGGUCAUGCAGGCGUAGACGUACUCUCUUGUGGUGCUUUGAUAAACUAUAUAAAGAGUGAAUAUCUUCCUUUACUGACAGUCAUCAGCUGGUUGUUCUUCUCUGUGUCGGCCAAUCAUCACCUCAGCAAAGAUGGCAUCAGGCUUUCCGUUUGCUUUGUUACUCUGUUUGUCCAUCGGACUGUUGGCUCCAUCCUGUUAUGGACAAACCUGCCCAGGUUCCUGCCCUCCUGGUUGGACUCAGUUCGGCUCUCGCUGUUUCAGCUUCAACUUCCAGGGAAAGAGUUGGACCGAUGCAGAGAACUUCUGCAAGUCUGAUGGUGGGAAUCUGGCUUCAGUCCACUCAGAAGAGGAACAAUUAUUCCUCAGAGACUUCAUUAAGAAAGUGACCGGUGAAGCCAAAUGGGCCUGGAUCGGAGGCUUUGACUCAGUGCAGGAGGGCCUGUGGAUGUGGUCUGAUGGAUCCAUAUUCGACUACAAAAGCUGGGCUUCGGGGCAGCCUGACAACGCCGACGGAAUUGAGCACUGUCUUCACAUGAACUUUCAGGGAGACAACUGGAACGACACGCCGUGCAGCAGACUAUUGCCUUUCCUGUGCUCCAAGAACCUGUGAGGCCUCCCGCCAUCAUGAUCUCACUACAGCUCAUCUAUAAUCUCUUUCAUUGAUUCACUUUCAGUUUGUUGUGCAGACAGAAACAGCUCUCUGCUGACAGACUCACUUUCUCUUGUUUAUUAUCUGAAGAGUUAGGAAACGGUUCACAUUUGAGUUUUAACAGAAGGAAACAGACUCUCUGAGCUGGACAAAAACAUAAUCAGUUAUUGGACUUUUAAUCUAGUAUAUAACACAAAAUGAAAUACAGAAAACAUUCAAAUACAUCUUUUCCAUUUUAGUUUACUGAAUAUUGUCUGUCAGCUCUGUCUAAAGGUAACAACAUCCACCUACCAGACAUCAGUGGUGACGAUCUUCACUUCAAAAUGUCCAAAUAGAAAUUAAAAUCCAAAUGUUGUCUGAACGUUCUGUGAUACAAUAGGAGUUUCUGGUGUUGAUUGGGUUCUUUAUUCAUCUGUUUUCCUUCACUUUAUAAUCAAUAAGCAUAAAAAUAAAAGACAUGUUGUC